GGGCGUCCUGAGCGGAAAGCGGCUACGUUUACGUGUUUUAAUCCAACUAAACAAAGGAGUAGUUUGCGGAGCCGCUUGUUUAAAUAUUUGUCUCUCCCAUCCACCGAGAUUUUUUUUUCAAGGCUUGGACCUUUAAUCAUGAAGAUGCGCUAGGAUUCUCCCUCUUUUCUUUGACGCUCCACUAAAUUGUCAUCCGGAGGAGCAAGCGAGCUACUUUUACGGAAAUGUCUGCCGUGCACCUGCCGAGGAUGAUCGGACUCCUCGUCCGUCUUUACCGUGGAUUCCAGAUGGAGGAAUAUUGGCUUUGACAUGCCCGGUUGUCGUGGUGCAUGUGAGAAGUGUUUAGCUCGGAGCCCGGCGUGAUGACAGCCGAGCGCCCCUCCUCUCCCGGGACUUGAAUAAAAAGGCGCUCCCACACUCAGCCUCACUUUUUCCCCCCAAGAUGGAGCUGUGACAUGUUGACGUCUCCCCACCCGCUUAUUACCUCCAACGCCGAGCGUGGGACGUCAAAGUGCCCGACGCGGAUGAUCCCUACCGAGGGGAGGAUUUGUGGAGAUAAUCGCCAGACUGCUAUUUUGUGUCCUCUUAAGUGAAUUUUUUUUUUGGGGGCGACAUGAACCCCGAAGCGGCGUCACUUCUCCACGCUGUUGUUGCCACCGCGCGAGCAGAGGCGGUCCACGGAGUGUAAAGUAACUAUACGUCCCCGCUACUAGCCGCUCCACGCAGUCCCGGAUACGUUCUGACUCUCACUCGGGCCGCCAACGGAGGAUGUUGGAGUCAGGAUGCUUCGCUUCCCCGUGAAGAAGAUCCGGAAGCAGUUCAAGCUGCUGCUGCUUCUGGUGCUGCUCACCUCCGCCGUGUGGUUCACUUACCUGCACAUUCACCAGGGGAAGACCAUCAAACUCCACUUUAACUACGGGAAAGAUGGAGAAAGACAGACGGAGGGAACAGACACCGGUCGCAAGAGGGACACUCGCUCCUCAGCUAGCCACCACAAGAAUGAGGACACCAGCGACAGCAGGGAAGACGAGGCGGCGGAUGACGAGCCACUCGCAGGAGUGCCCAACAGCAGAGACCAUGCCCACAUCCGCAAGUUUCUUACUGAGCACCAUAAGACGUCGCCAUGGAAACCAGAGUACAAGGGCCAGGCCAACCUCCAUGUGUUUGAGGACUGGUGCGGCUCCUCUAUUGCCCAACUCCGAAAAAACCUUCACUUUCCCCUCUAUCCUCACACCAGAACGACAGUGAAGAAGCUGGCCGUUGCCCCGAAGUGGAAGAAUUAUGGCCUGAGAAUCUUUGGAUUCCUUCACCCUUACAGAGACGGGGAUUUCCAGUUCUCAGUAUCAUCUGAUGAUAACUCAGAGUUCUGGCUGAGUCCUGAUGACAGCCCCCUCAACGCCCGGCUGCUGGUAUUUGUGGGACAGCUGGGUACAGAGUGGACCGCUCCAGGCGAGUUCAGCAAGUUCAGGUCUCAGUCCUCCAAGUCUGUGCAUCUCAUGUCAUCCAGAAGAUACUACUUUGAGAUUCUGCACAAGCAGGAUGACAAGGGUUCGGAUCAUGUGGAAGUUGGGUGGCGUCCAUUCCUCCCUGGUCUGAAGUAUGAAGUCAUAGACUCUGCCUACAUUUCACGUUAUGCAGAUGAGUCCAGUUUCAAGAUGAACAGUAUAGGUCACAUCCCUCAAACCUUUGCCAGUCACCUCCGUCUCCCGGAGGAGUCGCUACCCUGGAAGGUGGAAGGGGGUGGUGUACUGCAGCACGGAGCAGACAUGCUGAAGCCCGACCCCAGGGACACCUUUUACAACAUUCCUAUGAUCGACCCCUCCCGCCUGGAAAAUGUCCUGCCCGCCUGUCUUUACUCUCCCACCUAUGUGGUCAAAGACUUCCCCAUCGCCAGAUACCAAGGCCUACAGUUUGUGUAUCUGUCUUUCGUCUACCCAAAUGACUUCACACGGCUCACACACAUGGAGCGAGAGAACAAAUGUUUCUACAGAGAGUCCCCAAUCUACUUGGAGAAGUUCGGUUUCUACAAAUAUAUGAAGAUGGACGAGGAGGAAGAUGACAGGCCAUUCUUCUUUCCCAACCCCGAUGAUUUCCUUGAGGAGGAAGAGAGGGUGGAUGUGGAGGACGAGGCAGAGAUUGUUGGCACGCCGACCCCCAAGAAGCCACCUCAUUACAGUCAGACGAGCCGCACCUCUAAACCCUUCCAUCAGCAACCUCAACCUGGGCCUACAUUUGCAGGCAAAGAAGGAGAGAAUGAGGAAGGAAUGGACAGAGAGAGGAUACACUUUCCUUACAGAGAUGAGGAGAGUGAAAGUGACAGACACAGGAAAAGAGCUCAAAUAAGGACUAACAGAAGUCAUGAUGAAACCAGAGAGGGGUUGCCAGAACUCCAGCCGAGGAUGCGUCACCCUGACACUGAUGGAGUUAUCCCAGGUCGCUCCUUAACCUGGAUCCCUAACAGCCCGGCACAGCUCAGCCCCAACAGCAAAAGUGGUGGAGAUAAAGAAGUUGAGACUCCACCUAAACUGUCCAAAUCGUCACUACUUUUCCCUAAAAAGUCCUCCAUCUCCGCCCUUACGAGUCGUGCCAAACAGAUCCUGACCAACUCCGCCCGCAGCAACAAUGUCCAGGACAACAACAACAACCUCGUUGGAAAGAAGAAGGAGGAGAACAAGAUCUACAUCACCAGGCCUCGUCCCAACAGGGAGCGAGAGAAGGAGAGAGAGCAACGACGAGAGAGGAGGGAGGAGAGGGCAUCUCGUCAUCCGAGAGAAGUCUUUCCAGGAGUUUUUCUGUACCAAACAGGGAAAACCACCAGAUUGGUCAAGCUUGGAGGCCAGGGGAAUGCCGGGGGGGUGAAAACGGAUGGAAGAAGUCCAGGAAAUUCCCCUCAGCUGUGGCCCAAUCCCCCUAUAAAAGAUGGAAAGGUAUCUCUUCACAAUGGAAGCAUUAAUAAUCAAAAUGAAAGCAUUCUCAGGUCUGCUGCAAAACAGUUCAAUGAAAGCCACAGAAAAGCAGGCAAUCGCCAUUUAAAGAUCACUUCUAGUCCUCCCAGUAAAGGUGAGCCAAGAACCCCGCUGUCUCAUCACCAAGACUCGGCCAAGACCUCACCCCACUGGCUGAACUCCUCUGAAAACCCGCACGGUGAACUGCGGGUGACGUCUUACCUCAGGACCACCGAGAUCACAGAGUCGCAGCUGGACGCCAACCUGGCAGAGCUGGAGCACGACACGAACCGCUCUCAUCCAGACCCAGAGCCGGAGGAGGGUGAGAUGUCGGAUUACAGUUACGAGGAGGUUGAGGCGCGGCCGGGCUGGGCCGAGGAGAGCAUCAACUGGCAAAGGACCUUCUCGGUGAAUCCCAUGGACUUUGAGCUUCUGCGCUCAGACUGGAACGACCUGCGCUGCAACGUGUCUGGUAACCUGCAGCUGGCGGAGAGCGAGGUGGUGGACGUGCUGGCACAGUACAUGGAGAAGCUCAACGAACGCAACGGAGGGAUUUAUACGUUGUUGCGAAUCAUCAACGUCGAGAAGCGGCGGGACUCUGCUAGAGGCAACCGCUAUCUGGUGGAACUGGAGCUGAUGGAGAGAGGCCGCAGUGUAGUGCGUUUGUCUGAGUACGUUUACCUGCUGCUCCACCGGGGGAGGCAGGUAGACGAAAGCCUGGAGAACUCUGAGACUGCUCCGGCCUCCGCGCCGGCCUCCGACCCUGUUCCUGCUACGUCCAACCUUAGCUCCUCGUCUCACCAGCCCUUGACCAGACCUCCAUCGCCGCCCGCAGCCACGCCCUGGAGCACGGCCUAUGCUAAACCUCUUCUCUGCCAGCCAGUCAUGCUGCAGUGGAGAAAAGACGUGAUGGUUCACUUUGUGGUACCAGUGAAGAACCAAGCUCGCUGGAUCCAGCAGUUCAUUUCGGACAUGGAGAAUCUCCACCAUCAGACCAAGGAUGACAAUUUCAGCAUCAUCAUUGUGGACUUUGACAGCAAUGACAUGGAUGUGGAGCAGGCGCUUCGAGACAGCAGUGUGCCAAGAUAUGAGUAUCUUAGGAGAGAAGGGAACUUUGAGCGCUCAGCGGGCCUGCAGAUUGGAGUAGACACCAUUGAGGAUAGCCACAGUAUCGUGUUCCUGUGUGACCUCCACAUCCAUUUCCCCCCCAACAUUUUGGAGAGCAUCAGGAAGCACUGUGUUGAAGGACGCCUCGCUUUCGCUCCCAUCGUCAUGAGACUUGGCUGCGGCAGUUCACCGCUGGAGCCUGACGGUUACUGGGAGGUGAAUGGAUUCGGGCUGUUUGGAAUUUACAAGUCUGAUUUUGAUAAAAUUGGAGGGAUGAACACAGAAGAAUUCAAAGACCGCUGGGGUGGAGAAGACUGGGAGCUUCUGGACAGGGUGUUGCAAAAUGGUCUGGAAGUGGAGCGACUACGCCUGCGAAACUUCUUCCACUACUACCACUCCAAACGUGGCAUGUGGAAUGCCCAAAACAAGAAGGCUCCCAAGGGAUAGUGCUCACUCUAAAAUGUUACUGCACAUCCACUGAGUGUGUGUGUGUGUGUGUGUGUGUGUGUGUGUGUGUGUGUGUGUGUGUGUGUGUGUGUGUGUGUGUGUGUGUGUGUGUGUGUGUGUGUGUGUGUGUGUGAGUGAGAGAGAGCGGGGAGAGCUCGCUCACUGCCUAUUUUCAGGGAAGCCUCUGCUUCUCGUAGACUCGUCCGUUUGGGGUAAACAAAGUCCCAACGUGAACUUGGGAGGCGAGCUGUUUACACCGAAUCUCGAGGGUAAGCGGAGUACUUUCUUUCCCGCUGCCCUUUUACUAGUGCAAUCUUUUCAAAAUAUUUUUUGGUGUGUUUGAAUGUGCUGGUGUAUAUAUAUAUAUGUAUAUAAGUGUGCGUGCGGCUGUAGGCGAAGAUGAAAGAAAGCACCUUUUUUCUAACGAGGAGAUGCGCACCUCAGAGUUUUUUGGGUGGUGUGGUCGCACAAUGAGAAUGUGUCAUGGCGCUAAACACCAUCAAGACAUCAGACAUAGAAUCUGUGAGGACUUCCGUUAAUGAUCCCUGCAAACAUUAGACUUCUCUACUCUCACUCUUUUAGUCAGCCUCUCUCUUCGGCGGUUUUGUACACGUGGAGCUUUCUCUAAAGUGGAAAUGUUAUUGGAGAAAAACAUUUGCAAAUGUGUGUCUCAAUCCGUGUAAUCAUACCAAUGUGUGGGUGUGUGUGUGUGUUCUAAUGUGUGUGACUGUUUAGAUUGUGUGCGAAACACAAAUCUGUGGUUUCUCUCCCUCAAAUCAAAUUUGGAUGGUGGGUGUUGCUGAUAGUCCAUACCAGACUGAGACUUUUUACUUAGAAAUGUCAUGAUCAUUAAAUAAUUAAAAAUAACGACAAAAAACAAAAACUGUUUUAAAUUGUGACAAGGCACACACAUAUA
Nerophis ophidion (straightnose pipefish) is the source of this 5415-nucleotide messenger RNA. Its product is annotated as N-acetyl-beta-glucosaminyl-glycoprotein 4-beta-N-acetylgalactosaminyltransferase 1-like. NCBI's taxonomy places the organism in Eukaryota, Metazoa, Chordata, Actinopteri, Syngnathiformes, Syngnathidae. The coding region runs from base 783 to 4499 and encodes 1238 amino acids. The record is from RefSeq and is a predicted model, not a curated record. Gene Ontology annotation, cellular component: Golgi cisterna membrane. The transcript is spliced from 20 exons. Gene Ontology annotation, molecular function: acetylgalactosaminyltransferase activity.